Messenger RNA from Manihot esculenta (cassava), 2738 nucleotides. RefSeq names its product protein PELOTA 1-like. The transcript has 9 exons. The record is from RefSeq and is a predicted model, not a curated record. Gene Ontology annotation, biological process: nuclear-transcribed mRNA catabolic process, no-go decay; RNA surveillance; nonfunctional rRNA decay. The coding region runs from base 1150 to 2004 and encodes 284 amino acids. NCBI's taxonomy places the organism in Eukaryota, Viridiplantae, Streptophyta, Magnoliopsida, Malpighiales, Euphorbiaceae. Gene Ontology annotation, cellular component: cytoplasm.
CCUGGGACAAUUCUUUAUCCUCACGGACUACUAGUCGAGUUAAUGGAGUGGUUUUGGCUCAUCGAAAUUUCAGAUGCAUGGUGGCCCAAAGUCAUGCGGUUUACACGAGCUGGAUGGCAGGUCACCGACUUCGUCCUUCGCACAAAAAAUUGGCCUUCUCGCUUCACCACCAUUUUGGCCUCAGAAAAGGAGAUAUUGCCUUCGUGCUUUCUCCUAACUCAAUUCACCUUUCGAUCCUUUAUUUUUAUAUCUUCUCUCUCGGUGUCGUUACCUCUUUUAAACCUGUAAUUGUGUUCGUCACAUUGAAUGCUGCUCUUACAAUUCCUAAUCUCAAAACAAUCUUACUCGACUCUUCCGAGUUUACUGUGGCUAGCUAUUUCUGUUACUUGAAUGCAUAUCCAUGUGGGAAUAAUUUCUUUAGAAGUUCCACACUGUUGAUUUUUUAGAAUCCCAACCAUGUGGUUUACAUCUGUUAUGCUCAAGCUGCUUGUAGUUAGGCGUUGAUACCGGCUAUUAACAAAUUACUAUUGGUGCACAUGGUGCUCUUUGUUGCAAUUUUCCUUUUUUUUGAGUUGGAAUAGUAAGAAUCACUCAUUUAAUAGCAUUAUGUCCACCUUGACUUCAUUGAAGUGUCAAAUGCAUCAUGCAAUUGACUAUUCUUAUAGAAAAGUUAAGCCCUGUCGGUGCUCACUCACACAUCAUAGUUUACUAGUGAGCAAUUAUAAUGCCAUAAUGCAACUGAGCAAUUGAGGAUCCUAACUAAUGAAACUAAGUGUGGUUGUUCUCCUAUAAAAUGCUCUGGUUUACUAGAGAUGUUAAAGCUACUGGCAAUAAAUAUUGCCUAGAGGAGAAUCUGGAAAAUUAGCUCUUCUCUUCAUAAUCAGUGUCUCACUAAAAGGACAUUACUGUACGGUGCAUGGAAAUGCAUGCUACAUCUAGAAUUCCUAACCUGUUGGACCUUGAUGGCCUAAAACUUAGUUUCUUUAGGCUGGGUGUUGUCCCUUAACUUAGUUUUUGCACUCUUGAGCAAUACCUGCCUGGCAGUUAUUCCUUUGUUGCUGAUGCUAGCUGUUUGUGUUCCGCCUACUGAAGUUGGUCCUUCAGGGUUUUAUAGAUCCCGGUGCAAGUGCUGAUCUUGCUGUGGUUUUAAUGCAAGAAGGACUUGCACACAUCUUACUUGUCGGUAAAAGCGUGACAGCUACUCGAUCAAGGAUAGAGACUUCAAUUCCUCGAAAGCAUGGCCCUGCCAUUGCUGGUUAUGAGUCGGCAUUGAAUAAGUUCUUUGAGCAUGUUUUACAGGCUUUCCUAAAGCAUAUUGAUUUCAGUGUCAUUCGUUGUGCGGUGAUUGCAAGCCCUGGUUUCACUAAGGAUCAGUUUCAUCGUCACUUAUUGUUAGAGGCAGAGAGGAGACAGCUGAGACCCAUUAUUGAGAACAAGUCACGCAUAGUGCAAGCUCAGGAUAUAAAUCGAUCUGGGUGUGCUUCAGAAUCAGUAAUAUCAUCAUCCAGAAUCUCAAUUGCUUCUGCAAGUAUGGUUUCUUUGACUGGUUCAAUGUUAUUUCCUGCUACUGCACCGCAUGGCUCUACUGGGUCUGCUAGAUUCUCUAUUUGGAGUACGGACACAACCUCUUCGUUCUGCUAUAAUCAGAGAAAGGUUCUCUGCGCUUGUAUGGCACCUCUGCGAAACAUAGGCAGCGAUGAAUAUCGAGCAACCAAAUUCAAUGAUUCUUAUAAAUCAAAGCAAUUAGGGACGGUAUUGGAACCAGAGGAUGAUUCUGAUGUUCUAAUUGAAGGUAAAAAUGUCUACAAGUCAUUUGGGGAUAAGGAUAUACUGAGAGGUGUCAGCUUCAAGGUCUUCCUGUUUACUUUAUUGAGCCUCAACACCCUGACAAGUUCUUUUGGAGAGGGCAGUUUUACGGAGAACAUGAUGAUUUCUAUCGUUUUUUGUUUUUCAGCCGUGCUGCACUUGAAUUGCUUCUUCAAGCUGGCAAAAAACCAGACAUAAUUCAUUGCCAUGACUAAUUUAAAAUUUGCUUCUAUAUGAAUGGGUCAUUUGAUUCUCUGUUUGGAGUUUUCUUGAAUAUUUGUUAUUUUCUUUGUGAAUGUGCAUCCAAUCCUAGAAGUCUUUCAUAUUUUAUUGAAUACGUGGGCUGCAUAACAAGAAUGGUGCCACAGAAAGGUGUACACCUUAUUAGACAUGCAAUAUACCGUACCCUAGAGUUGGGAGGACAAUUUCUACUACUUGGCUCAAGCCCAGUUGCACAUGUAUUUCUCUUUAUGCUACUGAAAAAUAUGCAAUGCUCUGUAUUUUGCAUAUAAUGUUGUCUACAAGAUUUUGAGAACAAACACACACAAGCGCGCAUGCGAACAUAUGCAUUUGGAGAAUGCAUUCCCAUGGUUGCUUCCUCCUAAAGCAUCCAAACACUAUUUCAAGGUGCUUUUAGAUGCUUAACUGGAAAACAGAAAAAGCAUCUCAAUUGACUGCCUUACUUGGAGAAUCUAAGACAGUAUUUUGCAAAAAGAAUAAAAAGUCUUGAUCACUAUGCGUAAUGGAAGUAACAUGCUUGCUAUGUGGACAAACAAAUACAUAUGCAGAUAGUUGAAUUUAUGAAAUCUACAUGUGAUUUCGUGAAUGCACACCUUUGGACAUGAGCACUGGUUUUCAUUUACUAAACUAUUAUUUUCCUACUCCUCUGUCAGUUCCAAGCUUACUCCUCUCGACAGAUACUUUUAGUUUAC